AUGCCUACACUUAUAUCUUGGCUCUGUUCGUAUCUAUCUAUCUCAAUCUGUUCAUAUCUAUAUAUCCAUCUCACCCUGUUCAUUAUGCAUCUAUCUGAUACUAUUCACACUUGUACUAUUCAUAUCUAUCCGUCAAUCCAUCUAUCUAUCUAUCUAUCUAUCUAUCUAUCUAUCUAUCUAUCUAUCUAUCUUACAAGGCUUUUUUCUUCUUUAAAUAGCCCACAAAGGGUUGACAAGCCAUCUAUUGAAAUUACACAAGCUCGUUCUAUUCGUUUUUAUCUAUCUAUCUAUCUAUCUAUCUAUCUAUCUAUCUAUCUAUCUAUCUAUCUCGUUCUAUUCGUUUCUCUGUUUUUACCCAGUUCUGUCCGUUUCUAUCUAUCUAUCUAUCUAUCUAUCUCGUUCUAUUCGUUUCUCUGUUUUUACCUAGUUCGUUUCUAUCUAUCUAUCUAUCUAUCUAUCUAUCUAUCUCGUUCUAUUCGUUUCUAUUCGUUUCUAUCUAUCUAUCUAUCUAUCUAUCUAUCUCUUUCUUUCUGCUCACCGCCAACUGCAGUUGAAUUUCCGUUGGCUUUACAAAAUUGCGGUUAUUCAUUCUUUCUUUACUCUUUGUCUUUAUGUGCUCGCCUUUCUCAAUUUGCUUUGCUCUCCUUUCUUUUUCUACACGCUUUACUCUGUUCUCUUUUAUACUUACUCUCCGUUUUUUUUCUUUCUGUAAUCUCCAUUAUUCUAUCCUUGCUCUCCUUUCCAUUCUUACAUUGUUCCCUUUCUUUGUUUUACAAAGAUAAAAGUUUAAAAACAGAAAGAAAAAGCUUUUCUGUCUUUACACCUUUAUCUUUGCUCUCUAUUUUUUUUAUUUUUUGCACUUUAUCCUCGCUCUCCUUUUUUGCUAUUCCAUUUGCUCUCCUUUAUUUCUCCGUUCUCUUUUCUUUCGUCUCUAUUUCUUUGCUGGCCUACUCUCUUUUCUUUAUCAUUUGUUCUCUCUUUCCUUCUUUCUUUGUCCUCCUUUAUUUCUUUACUCUCUUUUCUUUCGUACCCUGCUCUCUCUCUCUCUCUCUCUCCUACCCUAAUUUCAUUUCUGCUUUCUUCAUUCAUUUCACAAAGGUUCGACCUCUGAAUUUAACCGCUUUCCUUUAUCCACUGAUUGUCUUCUCUAUUUUUACUCUCUCUUAUUUUCCUUCCUCUCAUCAACCUACCCCUUGUUCUAUCUCUCUCUCUCUCUCUCUCUCUCUCUCAUGCCUCCCAUUCCUGAUUUGUUGCCCGUCUUUUUCUCCUUCUCUUUAA
Acanthosepion pharaonis is the source of this 1278-nucleotide messenger RNA. Lineage: Eukaryota; Metazoa; Mollusca; Cephalopoda; Sepiida; Sepiidae. The record is from the annotation of a GenBank genome assembly.